AUGAUGGAAUCUCUCCUGAUUGUCAGAAGUGCUAAAUUUCAUGUUUAACUUGUUAAAACACUGCAAUUUAUUGUACAUCCUGUGAAUCAACGAGACAUUUUGAAGGAUUUUGUUGCAAAAUUAGGUGUUCAAUAAAUUAGAUUGUAAACCAAUUCUGGUCGUUUUCCCACUAUUUUUUGGGUUUCAAAACCUACAUAUUAUAUCUUUGAACCUAUUGUUUUGGAAUUUAAAAUUAAAAAAAAGACUUGUUCCGAUAUGAAUGCUACUUAAGUUGAUAACUCUUAAUUUUCUUUAUCAUUAGUUGAAGUGCAUAGAAAUGAUUCCAAUUCCAGGUCAUCAAGAGUAAAUUAUUCAGAAAUCACAAGUCAACAUAGUUUUAUUGUUACUAUUGAAAGAUAUACUUUGACUCCAAUGGUUGCAUACACUUUUGAAUAAACAACAAGUGAUAUAAUAGUAAACUUUUCAACUAAGAGAAAUAUUACAAUUGAAGUUAGCUCAGGAGAUUCAGAAUCAUAGAAAAGAUACUUAAAUAUUCAUCUCAUGUAAAGAUUUAGAUACUUAAUACAAUUGGAAUUAGGAUUCAUCCAUAGCGAUUAAUUCUUCUCAUUGAUUAGAGCUCCCCUUCGUGAAAUUACCAUCUCUGCAUUCGCUGGUAAAAUAUCAAUGCUAAUGACAUUAUGCGAUUUCAUUGAAGUUAGUCAAAUGAUUUUCUUGUCGACAUAAUUGUUAACUGAGCCUAUUGUUAAUCUAUAGAUUUGA
This is a messenger RNA of Paramecium tetraurelia, 759 nucleotides long. RefSeq lists its product as uncharacterized. The record is from RefSeq and is a predicted model, not a curated record. NCBI's taxonomy places the organism in Eukaryota, Ciliophora, Oligohymenophorea, Peniculida, Parameciidae. The transcript has 2 exons.